UGGCUCGCCCCGGCCGCCGCCACCGCCGCGCCAGCUCCUUGGGCGAGCGCCAGUGAAGCGCCGUCGCCCUCUCGCCGGCCGGGCAGCGCCUCCCUGCCCGCUCCGGGCGCUCCCUGCCGGCCUCGCUCCCGGGUUUCCGGCGUCCCUCCCGAAGCGGCCGCGCCGGGGGCGAGCGGCGCGUCCAUGCGGGGCCGAUGGCCGGGGCUCAGCCUGGGGUGCACGCCCUGCAGCUCAAACCCGUCUGCGUCUCCGAAACCCUCAAGAAAGGCGUCAAAUUCGUCAAGUGGGACGAUGACUCCACUGUGGUGACUCCAAUUAUUCUCAGAACAGACCCACAAGGAUUUUUCUUUUACUGGACAGAUCAAAAUAAGGAGACCGAGCUGCUGGAUAUCAGCCUCGUCAAAGAUGCCAGAUGUGGAAAACAUGCCAGAGCUCCCAAGGAUCCCAAGCUGCGCGAACUGUUGGAUGCUGGGAAUGCGGGAGGCCGGCUGGAAAAUCGGAUGAUCACCGUUGUCUACGGGCCAGACCUGGUCAACAUAUCCUACUUGAACCUGGUGGCGUUCCAGGAGGAUAUAGCAAAGGAAUGGUCAGAUGAAGUGUUCAGUUUGGCAACAAAUCUGCUGGCACAGAACAUGUCGAGGGACGCGUUUCUGGAAAAAGCUUACACAAAACUGAAGCUGCAGGUGACUCCAGAGGGGCGCAUUCCUCUGAAGAACAUUUACCGCUUGUUCUCCUCUGACAGAAAGCGGGUGGAGACGGCGCUGGAAGCCUGUAAUCUUCCAUCUUCCAGGAAUGACUCGAUCCCUCAAGACGACUUCACGCCAGAAGUGUACAGAGUGUUCCUAAACAACCUCUGCCCUCGGCCUGAGAUCGACCACAUCUUCUCUGAGUUCGGUGCCAAGAGCAAACCUUACCUUACUGUUGAUCAGAUGAUGGACUUCAUCAAUUUGAAGCAGCGUGACCCACGGUUAAACGAGAUCCUCUAUCCACCCCUAAAACAAGAACAAGUUCAGGUGCUGAUUGAGAAGUACGAACCCAACAGCAACCUAGCAAAGAAAGGACAGAUAUCAGUGGAUGGAUUCAUGCGAUACCUGAGCGGAGAAGAGAACGGCGUCGUUCCGCCUGAGAAACUGGAUUUAAACGAAGAUAUGUCUCAACCACUGUCACACUAUUUCAUCAAUUCCUCGCACAACACCUACCUCACAGCUGGACAGCUGGCUGGCAACUCCUCGGUGGAGAUGUACCGGCAAGUGCUGCUGUCGGGCUGCCGCUGUGUGGAGCUGGACUGCUGGAAGGGGAGGACAGCGGAGGAGGAGCCUGUCAUCACCCACGGCUUCACUAUGACAACUGAAAUAUCCUUCAAGGAAGUCAUAGAAGCCAUUGCUGAGUGCGCAUUUAAGACGUCGCCCUUCCCAAUCCUCCUUUCCUUUGAGAACCACGUGGAUUCCCCCAAACAGCAGGCGAAAAUGGCAGAGUACUGCAGACUAAUAUUUGGAGACGCAUUGCUUAUGGAUCCGCUGGAAAAAUACCCGCUUGAAGCUGGGGUUCCUCUUCCAAGCCCCAUGGAUUUAAUGUACAAAAUCCUGGUGAAGAAUAAGAAGAAGUCACAUAAGUCAGCAGAUGGAAGUGCGAAAAAGAAGCUGUCGGAGCAGGCUUCCAACACGUGCAGUGAUACAUCCAGUAUGUUUGAACCUUCCUCCCCCGGAGCAGGAGAAGCAGACAUGGAGAGCGACGAUGAUGACGACUAUGACGAUGACUGUAAGAAGUCGUCGAUGGAUGAAGGUACUGCUGGCAGCGAGGCCAUGGCCACGGAGGAGAUGUCUAACCUGGUGAACUACAUUCAACCCGUGAAGUUUGAGUCGUUUGAAGUAUCAAAAAAGCGCAACAAAAGUUUUGAAAUGUCUUCCUUUGUGGAAACCAAAGGGCUUGAGCAACUGACCAAGUCUCCUGUGGAAUUCGUGGAAUACAACAAAAUGCAGCUGAGCCGAAUUUACCCGAAGGGGACACGUGUGGAUUCUUCCAACUACAUGCCACAGGUCUUUUGGAACGCUGGCUGCCAAAUGGUUGCUCUUAACUUCCAAACUGUAGAUUUGUCUAUGCAAAUAAACAUGGGAAUGUAUGAGUACAAUGGCAAAAGUGGGUACAGGUUAAAGCCAGAGUUCAUGAGAAGACCAGACAAGCACUUUGAUCCAUUUACUGAAGGUAUAGUGGAUGGAAUAGUAGCCAACACCUUGUCUGUCAAGAUCAUUUCAGGCCAGUUCCUGUCUGAUAAAAAAGUCGGUACCUAUGUAGAAGUGGACAUGUUUGGCCUGCCUGUGGACACCAGAAGGAAAGCCUUGAAGACCAAGACGUCUCAAGGCAACGCAGUCAAUCCCGUCUGGGAGGAGGAGGCCAUAGUGUUUAAGAAGGUGGUUUUGCCUUCCCUGGCCUGUUUGAGGCUGGCAGUGUAUGAAGAAGGAGGGAAGUUUAUUGGCCAUCGGAUAUUACCAGUCUCAGCAAUUCGACCAGGCUAUCACUACAUCUGUUUGAGGAAUGAGAGGAACCAGCCUUUGACACUGCCAGCUCUCUUUGUGUACAUAGAGGUCAAAGACUACGUACCUGAUACGUAUGCAGAUGUGAUUGAGGCCUUAUCCAAUCCAAUCAGAUACGUGAACUUGAUGGAGCAGAGAGCCAAGCAACUGGCUGCGCUGACCCUGGAAGAUGAGGAGGAGGUAAAGAAAGAGAUUGACCACGGAGAUGCACCGUCUGAAGCCAACAGUGAACCAAGGCCAACACCAGCAGAGAAUGGAGUAAAUUACACAGCCUCUCUUACACCGAAACCAGCAACUCAGGUUGUCCACAGCCAGCCAGCACCAGGUUCGGUGAAAGCGCCUGCAAAGACAGAAGAUCUUAUCCAGAGUGUCCUCACAGAAGUGGAAGCACAGACUAUUGAGGAGCUGAAACAGCAGAAGGCUUUUGUUAAGCUCCAGAAGAAGCACUACAAGGAAAUGAAGGACCUUGUGAAGAGGCACCACAAGAAAACCACCGACCUCAUCAAAGAGCACACUGCAAAGUACAACGAAAUCCAAAAUGACUACCUGAGGAGAAGAGCGGUUUUAGAGAAAACAGCAAAAAGAGACAGCAAGAAAAGGUCUGAGACGGGCAGCCCGGACCACAGCUCAACUAUUGAGCAGGAAUUGGCCGCCCUGGACUCCGAAAUGACCCAGAAGCUCGUGGAGCUGAAGGAGAAGCAACAGCAGCAGCUGCUGAACCUGCGCCAGGAGCAGUAUUACAGUGAGAAGUACCAGAAACGGGAGCACAUUAAGCUGCUUAUUCAGAAGCUGACAGAUGUAGCAGAGGAGUGUCAGAACAACCAACUGAAGAAACUGAAGGAAACCUGUGAAAAAGAAAAGAAAGAGCUGAAGAAAAAAAUGGACAAAAAGAGGCAGGAGAAGAUCACAGAGGCAAAGUCCAAGGAUAAAAAUCAAAUGGAAGAAGAGAAGACGGAAAUGAUCCGAUCCUACAUCCAGGAGGUGGUGCAGUACAUAAAGAGGCUAGAAGAUGCUCAGAGUAAAAGGCAGGAGAAACUUGUAGAGAAACACAAGGAGAUCCGUCAGCAAAUACUGGAUGAGAAGCCUAAGUUGCAGGUGGAACUUGAUCAGGAGUACCAAGACAAAUUCAAAAGACUGCCCUUGGAAAUUCUGGAGUUCGUACAGGAAGCCAUGAAAGGGAAAAUCAGUGAAGAUGGAGACCACAGUUCUGCCCCCUCUUCCCUGGCACCUGACAGUGGAAAAUCCAAUCACAAACCUGCGCAAAGCGAGGAGGAAUUGGAAGAGGAUAACCCCGAGAAAGUGUUUGAUACUACUUUUUAACUGCCCCAGGGACAGUGUGGGUGUGCCAGGGCACGGCACUGCCGGCUGCCGGCUCCGCUCUCCCGGGGGGA
Molecule: messenger RNA, 3922 nt
Organism: Empidonax traillii (willow flycatcher)
Lineage: Eukaryota; Metazoa; Chordata; Aves; Passeriformes; Tyrannidae
Gene: PLCB1
Product: phospholipase C beta 1
Exons: 32
Coding region: 195-3851 (1218 amino acids)
Biological process (GO): memory; phosphatidylinositol-mediated signaling; lipid catabolic process
Cellular component (GO): nuclear speck; cytoplasm
Molecular function (GO): calcium ion binding; phosphatidylinositol-4,5-bisphosphate phospholipase C activity; calmodulin binding
Source: RefSeq, a predicted model, not a curated record